Messenger RNA from Durio zibethinus, 1227 nucleotides. RefSeq lists its product as uncharacterized. The record is from RefSeq and is a predicted model, not a curated record. NCBI's taxonomy places the organism in Eukaryota, Viridiplantae, Streptophyta, Magnoliopsida, Malvales, Malvaceae.
CACACCUUACAGCAACCACACACUUGAGCAUUGUGGAUUGUAGAUGCAAUCCCAUUAAGUCUUGCCAAAAAGGUCCAAGCUCAGUAAGUCUCGCGGAAAAUGAAUAUCUCUGAGCUCAGACUCCAAAUUUAUCCCCCAGCCCCGAGGCACACCAAUCUCAUCCCAAAUUCUCCGCUAUUUUUCACUCCCUUCAAGCAGCUAUUACAUGUAUCACAUUCAAAAGUUACAACCGUCGUCUCAAGAAAAAUUCUGGGAUGUCCUCCUAAAACCAGGGUGAUAGAGAGACAAAUGAUCCUGCAACGCUCCCAGGAGAGGGAACAAACCCCCAAAAGAGAGCUUACUCAAGUUUCUUCAAGCGGUUAUUCACGGUUUGUAAUAGUAGGAGCUGUUUCUGUGGGUUUGGCGUUGCUACUUAUUGGAGUGGAUGUCGAAAAGGCUGCGGCCUUGGGUCCUGAAGGGCCAUUAAUGGAGGAGUUUUGGGACAAUGUGAGGAGAUACGCACUUUAUGCUCUCACAGUCAGCACAGGGGCUAUAUACACCAUCUUCCAGCCGAUACUGGAGUUGUUGAAGAACCCAAUCUCUGCAAUUCUUAUCUUGGUGAUUAUAGGAGGCAGUAUCUACAUAGUUUCCCAAAUACUUUCAGCCAUGGUUGGGGUCUCCGAUUUUACUUACAGUUACGGAUAUUAAUUUUACAGUUUUCAGCUUAUGAUGUUGGUUUCUCUUGGAUCUUGACGUUGCAAAGUUUUCCUUUUGUUCUUGUUCCAUUAGCGGAACUUUAUUUUAUCCUUUCAAGAUCGUCUUAUCUUUCAAGGCUGAUUAUUUAUUUAUUUGUUUAUUUUUAAAUUUUCUGAAGAAUGAAUAUCUUUUUAGGUUGAAUUAAUCCCAUUGUACUAUUGCAAUAUUUCUUUUAUCAGGAUGAAUUCUAUAUGUUCCUUAAUCCUUACUAGUGGAGUAUUUGCAAGUGACAAAUAUUCUUGCUUGCUGGCAAUAGUUUGGGUGGAUAUGCCGGGUCCGAGUUAGGAUGGGCCUCGGCCUGUGCAGUUUAAAAUUUUGCAUGUAUCUUUAUACUUUAUAGCCCAAUUAAAUUUUCCUCUUCAGGCCUUAAACGGUUCAGCGAGCCUGGAAAAAAGGCCCAAUGACUAAGUUAAACAAUUCAGAGAAAAGUUCUCUUUAUUGCUGUAUACAUAUUACUAUUUGAAUAAAGUCGCAUAACGUCAAAUUAUAAUU